Molecule: messenger RNA, 1991 nt
Organism: Fusarium verticillioides 7600
Lineage: Eukaryota; Fungi; Ascomycota; Sordariomycetes; Hypocreales; Nectriaceae
Exons: 2
Coding region: 202-822 (206 amino acids)
Source: RefSeq, a predicted model, not a curated record
CACCUACAUUAGUACUGACUGAUCACCCACUAAUUUUAGGAUGGUGCUGAUCUAUGGCUUGUGAUUGUGAUUGGUCGAUAUACCCCUGCCGCGAAUCUCAUGCCUGACGUCACCCCACUCCCCAAACUUGCAUCUGCAUGUUGCGUUGCGUUGCGUUACAGCUUUUGACUUGACCCCCGAGCUGAGAUCUCUCCUCUCCCAAUGACACUUCGAACUCCUUUCAGACGACUUCCAAACCUGAAUCUUCUUGGCUCUCUUCUUACCCGGAAUCAAACCGUCCUCCUACGAACAGCUACAGCUACCUCUCGACACAACACAAGACUACUCAGCAAUACCAGAUCCCUCAACAUGUCAAACGACAACGAUUACAUGGCUUUCCUGAACAAGGCCAACCAAGACACCGGCGCUGAUGCCGCGACUCAGGAAAAGGCUACCUUCAAGACCAAGGACCAGGGCGCUCAAGUCCCCAAACCUAUCAGUGACGUGUGCAAGAACGCCGUAUACACAUCCGAUGCAGACGAGCCCUUCCAAGAGGUUUCUCUCAAGUGGGAGGGCAAAAAUGGCCUCCCCAGCGAGUCCGAGUUCGCCAAACUCAUCAACCACUCCUCCCCCGACUCAGCGGACAUCAAGAUCCUUGAUCCUCUCAACUGGGACUCUCACGGCAGAUACACCGACGUCAUCGAGGCUGUUCGAGAAGCCUCGCAGGGUAAUGAUGUUCGUGUAUAUCAAGUGACGAGAGAUGCUACGAGGACCGAGUAUUGGGUGGUUUCGCACGCCGACGGCAAGCUGAUUGGUGCCAAGGCACUCUCUGUUGAGAGCUGAGCGCGCACCGGUGGACAUGUAAUGGCAUUUUGAGCGUUUGCUACGAGAGAUUUAUGAAUCAACGUAUGAGUACGUCUGAGUCUGCUGUGUUUGUUGACUCGUGUAUGACUUCCCACGUGUAAAGACACGGAUGGAGCACAACUGUUUCAAAAGCGUGAGGAUUCGGCUGAACAAUGCGAUCCCAUGGCGUUUUCGUUGAGAGUUAGGUCUCAGCCGCCUCUAGGAUCAUAUCUCUUGUUUGUUUUCUGACACCUUUCGAUAUUUAUGGCCAUCUUGGUAGGUUCGUCUAUCACUCAUAGGAUAUAUUACUGCCAGUCCCUCUAAUAAACAAGCCUUUGGACCAGACCAUACAUCAAGCAGAUAAAAUCAACUGGCCAAGGAGCGAACCAAGUUCAUCAUAAACCACAGCCGAGGGUAUAGGUUGUCUUAAAUGUCCAUGCCGAUGCGAUUAUGCACUAUGUAGGUAUUACUGUAUAUAUGGAUGGCACCAUUGAUACAGAUUUCCAACAUUAUCCAGAAGGACAGACUGAAGUCUUAAUACACCUAAAUAGCAAGGUUACUUCCAGCCGGAGUAAUCACGUUUCAAUCAAGUUCCAGCCACUUUAAUAAUAUGAUUUACGGCUUCCUUGUUAACCACCCCGACUACAAGCGCUCGAUUGUGUUUCUAAUUACUCGUUAGGUAUCACGAUCAUUUGUUGUGAUAGAAACCACCAGUAUCUCGAUUUGCAGUUACCCUAGAUAGAACUCCCUGGUUCUGUUGACUAGGUACCUUACAUCAACGCAUCCCGUGACAGGGACCAACGAUAUUGUGUUAGGGCUACUCUGUACAUGGCAAUGGAAAAGCACGAGAUACAGAACUGAGCUAAGUGAUAAUUUCAUGUUCGUUUAAUGUAUUCAUUUCUCAUAAAUGCCCACUUUCGAACUCGGUAUCUCGUCAUUACCAAAUCCUCCUUAUAAUUACAUUGACAGAACUCCGUUUAAUCAAAUGCCCCAAGACCGCCGGUAAUGCAAAAAACCCAAUAAUCAAACAUUCGUGUCUUUCUUGUAACCUAUUCAAUCUGUACGUAGCAUAUCUGGCGGCACCGGAGAAUCCCUCUUUAGACCAGGAUUGGAACCAAGUCUACUGAGAGUAUGUUCUGGUAGCAUGAGUAUUACUUGGCUCUCCUCAU